Molecule: messenger RNA, 2552 nt
Organism: Vitrella brassicaformis
Lineage: Eukaryota; Vitrellaceae
Source: the annotation of a GenBank genome assembly
GAGAGACACAAACAAAGCGAUCUUGGUACCGUACCCUUCAGCUUCAUCUUCGUGGGUAUGGGGUUCCUCUUUAUGUUUCGGCUGCUGGGGGAGGUGUCCAAGAUGUUGGCGAUGGUCUACUUGUCACUCUAUAUCAUCUAUGUGGUGCUGACGGUCUUCAUGCCCGUCCCCGACCCCGAGGCUGCCGAGGGCGGCGAUAUGGUGGACGAAAAGGCCAUAUCGGUGACGGUCACGGCCGCGUCAGCAAGAGACUUGUCGGCUGCCCGGCCGACAGUGAGCAUAUUCGCGCCACACGAAGAGGACGUGAAUGGAAAGUCCGGGACGACACUCACCCCGGGGACGCUGGGGCUGCCUCCACCCGCUGCCAAGACCGACAUCGGCAGUGAGUGGGGCUCACAUCACAGCUCAUAUAAGACAGACAGCCAAGAUAAGAUACAUACCCAUGUCUCUCUCCCCUCCUCUUUAUGUCUUUUGCGUGUGUGCUUAAUUGUGCGUGUUGAGAGCGCAAGUCGACUGUAGCCGAGACACUGCUGAACCUGAACAUGGGCAAGAGGCAGAGCAGGGUCGCAUCGGUCAUCGCCAGACAGUCGGGGGUAGACGUCCACCGCGCGAGUGUGGCCAUGGGGCGUGAGUCGUUCCGCAAGAGUGUCAUGGACGGCAUGUCUGCCACGGUGCGCCGGUCGACAGUGAAGGCGGCCUUCAGUCUUGAGAACAAGGCGGCCGAGCUGGGCUGGGCAGGUCUGAGCAUGCCCGAGAAGAUCCAGUUCAUCCUGCUGCUGCCCCUGCGACUCCUGUGGAACAUUUCCAUCCCAGUAUGUAUGUAUGGGUGUAUGGGUGUAUGUGUAUGGGGCAGGUGGGGUGUGGGCGCCCGUCCGUCCUUCCCUCUAUAUGCUGUCUGUCUCGUGUGUACACGAACCUCCCUGACUUUAUGUGUACUCAAUGCAAACGGGGGCAACGCAGAUUUUGUGUGUCCUUGUUGGUCUUGUCUCUUCAGAAUCCGGUGUCUGACCCCAACCCCGCGAUCCUGUCGGCCGCCCCAGUGGUCAUGGGUGCCCUCAUCGCUGCAUACACUUUCCGGCUACCAAGCAAGAGAAAUCCCGUCAAGGAGUACAUUCAUUCAAGUACAUACAUGUCGCUCUCUUGUGUGUCCAUUCAUUCAACCAGGAAUUUGGUGGAGAACCACGGCAAGAUGGGCGGCAUCGCCAUAGCUGCGGUGAUCGUCGUUGUGGGCGUGGCUGGGUCCGUCGGGAUGCACAUCACAUACGCCAAAAAUGCCGAGGAGUGAGCAUGAAAUCCCCGAGCCCCAUAUUUCAUGUCAUUUCAUACGGGUGUCUUGGUUGGUGUGUGUUCAGUCCGCUGCCCAAGUGGGUGGAGGUCUUGUUGGUGGUGUUUGGCCUCAUCAUGUCCCUAUUUUGGAUCAAAAUCGUGUGCGACGAGAUGGGUCGGUCAGCCAGACACACCACACCACGCCACGCCACGCCACUCCUGAAUGAAUGGAUGCAUCUGUGCUGAUGAAUGGAUGGGUGGGUGUAUAUGCAGUUGGGAUCUGCAGUCUGAUAGCGCAGUUGUUGAGACUAAAACUAGCGAUUGUCGGCCUCACCAUCCUGGCCGUGGGUGCGUCAGCCAUUGAGACACCUCUCUUGUCACUCAGCCUGGCGUACGUGACGCGGAUGAGUCGAUCCUUGUUUGUUGGUUGGUUUUGUAGGCAACAGCGUCGCUGACUUCAUGGCCUGUCUGGCCAUCGCAGUAAGCAGAUGCUGACCCGCUUAAAAAUGAAUGGAGCACCUGUGUCUCUCCUUCGUGCUUCAGCGGCGUGGCCGUGCGGCAAUGGCACUGUCUGGGAUCUUCGGCGGUCCAACAUUCAAUCUCCUCGUGGGGCUAGGUAGACAGACACCCUGCCACACAACUCACACACACUUGCACGAACUGGUGUCUGUCUGCCUCUCCGUUGGCUGGUGAUAGGAUUGGUGUUGGUGCUGCGCACAGUGAGGAUGGAGGGCGUGCAGGCCUUCGCGAUCAGCAGGGCGGGGUUCAUCUCCAUCAUGAUGGCAAUGACUAUCGGACCAGUCACCGUCUUCAUGGCCUUCAUGGUGAAGAAAAGAGCCACACACACACACACACACACACAGAUUCAUUAUCAGUAGUGCAUGCCCGUGGUGUGUGUGUGUGUGUGUGUGUGUUAGGAUAAGUUUCGGUUGUAUCGAAGGACGGCCAUCGUGCUGCUGAGCAUGUGAAAACCCCACGAAUGAAUACGGCCAAAGCACUGGUAGCUGUGUGUAUGUGUGUGCGGGGGUGGGGUUUGUGUGCAUACAGGUAUCUGAGUUGGGUGACUGUGGUGGUACUUCUGUGCAUGCUCAACAAGGAGUGAAGCACUCACACACGCACCCCUCCUGCCGAGGCCAGACGCGGAAAGGAGGACGGACGCAAUUGAAGGCACUCAUGCAUUUGUUAGGACGUUUUGUAUGUGUGCGACAUCAGUUAGAGACGAUGGACAACAGGUCGGUGCGACAUGUGAGGUGAUGUGUGCACUGAGUGUAUCGCGUUCAUUGAAU